This is a messenger RNA of Felis catus (domestic cat), 1764 nucleotides long. It is a transcript of the gene SCD5, whose product is annotated as stearoyl-CoA desaturase 5. The record is from RefSeq and is a predicted model, not a curated record. Lineage: Eukaryota; Metazoa; Chordata; Mammalia; Carnivora; Felidae. The transcript is spliced from 5 exons. Gene Ontology annotation, molecular function: oxidoreductase activity, acting on paired donors, with oxidation of a pair of donors resulting in the reduction of molecular oxygen to two molecules of water. Bases 312 to 1304 code for a protein of 330 amino acids. Gene Ontology annotation, biological process: lipid metabolic process.
CCCCUGCGCUCGCCUCCUCUUCCUCGCAGCGGAGUUUGGCCCCAGCAGCCGCCGCGGUGAUUCGCCAGCAACAGAUGCCGGGCGCCCAGAUUGGCAUCCUUAGUCCCCGCUGAGCGCCCGAAGAAGAGGGCAGGAACCAGAGAAGGGCCGGGAAGGCGGGGACGGGAGUGCAGAGACCACCCCUCCCCAACCCCAAAAGGCAGAAGCCCCCGCCCCCACCGGAGAGCUCCGCGCCGGCCAAGCGCCUGCCUGCUGCCGCUGCCGCUGCCGCUGCCGCUGCCGCUGCCUCGGGCGCCCACCUCUCCCCAGCCAUGCCCGGCCCGGCCGCCGACGGGAGGCAGGUCCCCUUCCGCAACGCCAAGGAGGAGAUCCGUGCGAGGAUCGAAGUCUCGGGAGGCGGCGGCGACCCGCAGAGACUGGGCGGGCGCGGGCAGCGGCAGAUCGUCGUCUGGAGAAACGUCGUCCUGAUGAGCCUGCUCCACUUGGGGGCCGUGUACUCCCUGGCCCUUAUCCCCAAAGCCAAGCUGCUCACCCUGCUCUGGGCGUACUUCUGCUUCCUCCUAUCUGCUCUGGGUGUGACAGCUGGUGCCCAUCGCUUGUGGAGCCACAGGUCCUACAAAGCCAAGCUGCCUCUGAGGAUAUUUCUGGCUGUUGCCAACUCCAUGGCUUUCCAGAAUGACAUCUUCGAGUGGUCCAGGGACCACCGAGUCCACCACAAGUACUCAGAGACCGAUGCUGACCCACACAAUGCCCGCCGGGGCUUCUUCUUCUCUCAUAUCGGGUGGCUCUUUGUUCGCAAACAUCCAGAUGUCAUUGAGAAGGGGAGAAAACUUGACCUCACUGACCUGCUGGCUGAUCCUGUGGUCCGAUUCCAGAGAAAGUACUAUAAGAUCACUGUGGUGCUCAUGUGCUUUGUGAUCCCCACGCUGGUACCCUGGUGUGCCUGGGAAGAGAGUCUGUGGAACUCCUAUUUCUUGGCCUCCAUCCUCCGCUAUACCAUCUCACUCAACAUCAGCUGGCUGGUCAACAGUGCUGCCCACAUGUAUGGAAACCGGCCCUACGACAAGCACAUCAGCCCUCGGCAGAACCCACUCGUCACCCUGGGUGCCAUUGGUGAAGGCUUCCACAAUUACCACCAUACCUUUCCCUUUGACUACUCUGCGAGUGAAUUUGGCUUAAAUUUCAACCCAACCACUUGGUUCAUUGACCUCAUGUGCUGGCUGGGACUGGCCACUGACCGCAAACGAGCAACCAAGCCAAUGAUCAAGGCCCGGAAAGCCAGGACUGGAGACGGCAGCACUUGAACCUGGAACUGGCAUCCAACAUGUUUGCCAUUGAUACCUUAGUUCAUGGCUUUUGUUCCUAUAGUUCUCUUGUUCAUUGGAUGUGGGAGGGGGUAGAGGCUGGGGAGGGAAAGGAAUCUAUGUGGUUUGGGAACUUUUCGUUUGUCUCAAAAUAAUGUCAAGAUAUAACUAUCAAUGAAAAAAAGUUUUUAGCAUCAAUGUAACUAUGAUUUUAACAUUAGAGUGUGAACAUGUGAUUUAAUCGUUGUAGCUACAAUAUGUCAAACACACAUAGUCAUGUGCUUGAAUGUGAUGUUAACCCUGGCAGGAUGAAGGAAUUUAAUAUUCUUUCAGUGUGAUUCAGGAGAGCAUUUGCUUUCUUUUCUACCAGUUAACCCCAGCACUGUUUUUAAACACAUUAUCUGAAGGUAGAAGACAAAAGAGAGGGUCUAAGUAACUAAAGAAUGUUUCUGUUUUGUAA